GCCCCCGGAGGGGAAUAGAAAUCAGGUGGUGCGUUUUAGACGCUGGGGGCAGUGCACAGCCCCUUCCUCAGACUCAGGCCCAGUUUCUGCGAUCUCCACAGCAGCCUCUGCGGCCACCCCCAGAGAGCGUCAGGAUGGCUGAGGAAAAGGGGGGAAAAUUCGUGCUGGAAGAAACUGCAUUUGAAGAAAUCGAAAGGGAUUUUCUGGAGGUUCUCAACGAACUUUCAGGAGACAAAAGUCUGGAGCGAUUUAGGAUCGAAUAUGAGAAGCUUCAUGCUGUCAUGAAAAAGUCUUAUGACAAUGAAAAGCGUCUGAUGGCCAAAUGCAGAGAGCUAAAUGCAGAGAUUGUGGUUAAUUCCGCGAAGGUCGCCACUGCCCUGAAGCUCUCUCAGGAUGACCAGACCACCAUUGCAUCCCUGAAGAAGGAAAUUGAAAAGGCCUGGAAGAUGGUAGACUCAGCCUAUGAUAAAGAGCAGAAGGCAAAGGAGACGAUUCUUGCCCUGAAGGAGGAAAUAGUGAACCUGACCAAACUAGUGGAGCAAGGAUCUGGACUAUCAAUGGACCAGGACAGCAAUAUCCGAGAUUUACUGAAGUUCAAAGAAGAAGUGACAAAGGAGCGAGACCAGCUCUUGUCAGAAGUGGUGAAAUUACGAGAGUCCUUAGUUCAGAUCACUGAACAGCAGCAGGGGCUGGAGCAACAGAAAGAAGAGGCCGAGCAGGUCAUCAGUCAGUUCCAUCAAGAAAUCCAGCAACGUCAGAACGAAACUUCUCGGGAAUCUCGGAAGAAGGAGAAACUGGAGAAAGAGCUCAGGCAGAUUCAGACAGACAUGGACUCCCGGCAGACGGAAAUCAAGGCCCUGCAGCAGUACGUGCAGAAGAGCAAGGAGGAGCUACAGAAGCUGGAGCAGCAGCUGAAGGAGCAGAAGAUAUUGAAUGAGAGAGCUGCAAAGGAACUGGAGCAGUUUCAGAUGAGAAAUUCUAAACUUCAGCAAGAGAAUGAACAACACAGUUUGGCUUGCGAGCAGCUAUCCCAGGAGAACCAGCAGAAGGCACUGGAGCUCAAAGCCAAAGAGGACGAAGCCCAUCAGAUGCGCCUUGACAUUGGAAAGCUCAACAAAGUCAAAGAUCAAAUCCAUAAAAAGUUGCACCAGAUUGAAGAUCAAAAGGCAGAAGUGGAACAGCACAAGGAGACUCUGAAAAGUCAGAUCUUGGGAUUAGAGAGAGAGGUGGAGGCUUCAAAGAAACAGGCAGAACUUGAUAAGAAAGCAAUGGAUGAGCUUCUGAGAGAAAGGGACAUAUUAAAUAAGGUCUUCACGAACAUGGAAGACAUAAAAGUCCGUGAAAUGCAGAUUUUUGACUACAGGAAACAAAUCGCUGAAUCAGAGACUAAAUUAAAACAGCAACAGAACCUGUAUGAAGCUGUGAGGUCAGACAGGAAUCUGUAUAGCAAGAAUCUGGUGGAGGCUCAGGAUGAAAUAACAGAAAUGAGGAGAAAAUUAAAGGUUAUGACCCAUCAGGUAGAUCAGCUGAAAGAGGAAAUCUCUGCCAAAGAGUCAGCACUUGUGAAGCUACAUCUGGAACAGCAGCGGAUAGAGAAGGAGAAGGAAACGCUGAAGGCCGAGCUGCAGAAGCUGAGACAACAAGCCCUGGAGACCAAACACUUCAUUGAAAAGCAAGAAGCUGAAGAGAGGAAACUCCUGCGAAUUAUCGCGGAGGCUGAUGGGGAGAGGCUGAGACAGAAGAAGGAAUUAGACCAGGUCGUCAGCGAGAGAGAUAUCCUCGGGUCACAGCUUGUUCGGCGCAAUGAUGAGUUGGCUUUGCUGUAUGAGAAGAUCAAGAUCCAACAGUCGGUGCUGAAUAAAGGCGAGAGCCAGUACAACCAGAGGGUGGAGGACAUGAGAAUCCUCAAGCUAGAGAUCAAGAAGCUUCGCCGGGAAAAGGGGAUUCUUGCCAGGAGUGUGGCUAAUGUUGACGAACUCAGGCAGGAGCUUUUCCACAUGCAAAGAGAAUUCCUGAAGGAGAAGACACGGUGCCGAGCCCUGGAGGAGGAGCUGGAGAACCCCAUGAACGUGCACAGAUGGAGGAAGCUUGAGGCCAGUGACCCCAGUACCUUUGAGCUGAUACAGAAAAUUCACACCCUGCAGAAGCGUCUCAUUGGCAAGACAGAAGAGGUGGUUGAGAAAGAGCUGCUCCUUCAGGAAAAGGAGAAACUGUACGUGGAGCUAAAGCACAUCCUAGCCCGGCAGCCUGGGCCCGAGGCUGCGGAGCAGCUGCAGAUAUACCGCCACACGCUGCGCGAGAAGACGAAGCAGCUUAAAGUUUUGUCUUCAGAACUGAAUAUGUAUGAGUCACAGAGCCAAGAAUAUAAGUACGAGAUCGAGAAACUCACCAAUGAACUAGUAAAUUUAAAGAAGAAAUACCUCGCUCAGAAACGUAAAGAACACCUUCAAAAAAACAAGGACAGAAUAUCCAUGGAUAACGCCUUCUCCGUGGCCAAGGCAACUGGCCCUCGUUUCACUGGGGGUGGAUUUCCCCUCAGCAAGUCGUCUCAAGUGAAGUCUUAGCUUGAAGCUGCUGGCUGGGUCCAGUGGAACAGCUCAUACAAUUUGCUCUGGAACAUUUUGGAGAAAUCUGUUUCAAACCCCUUAGAUCACAGACAUUUAAGGAAAUCAGUGCUCAGAUUACAGGGUGGAAAGAAAUGCAGAACUGUCGUAGUCACAUCCAUAUAAGAGUUAUGACAUUCUAUUUGGUCCACAUGGAUAUUACAGAUUGUAAUUAUAUCUGUUCAAUUAGGCUGACCCAUUGCAUUAAGGAGGUAUUUUGUUAGUACCCCAUCUAGAUACUCUGUAUGAAUGAAGCUGUGAAUUCUCAAUUUCUCUGUUGUAGACAUUGGUGCACUUGAAGCUUUUAUAUUU
Molecule: messenger RNA, 2915 nt
Organism: Hipposideros armiger (great roundleaf bat)
Lineage: Eukaryota; Metazoa; Chordata; Mammalia; Chiroptera; Hipposideridae
Gene: CFAP58
Product: cilia and flagella associated protein 58
Exons: 17
Coding region: 135-2564 (809 amino acids)
Cellular component (GO): cytoskeleton
Source: RefSeq, a predicted model, not a curated record